AUAGAUCUAGAUCCACAGGUCGGGGGGGGGGGGUAUAGUAUAGAAGACAGAAGAAGAGAAGUGAGGAAGUAAAUCAGACAAGUAAAGAAGUAGAUAGAAAACAAGAUGAGGAGUCCAAGGCAGGUCGUUUGACCAGUCGAGGAGGUGAAGAUGACCGGUCGAAUGACACUGCUGGAUGAUAAGCUGCUUCUUGCCGCCCUAUGAUGCAAGGCGGUCAGCGCUGGCGCCGCUAUCAGUGGUGCCUGAGGCUGCCACACAAUCAGCUGAUCUGGUACCGGAACAACGGUUGAUCCUGUUCAUCGCUCACGUGUUGUCACAGACUCUACUGCUAUGUAUGUACAGUGUUAACAGGGUAAGAUACUGGAGAUAUUACUCGGUCGAGACGGAAUACUUUUCCAAGCUACUCCGAAUUGUCUCUGACGACACGAGUCAGGUCCAGGCGGAUUGGACUUGCUCGGGAUGAGCCGCCAACAGCCAUCUUUCCAGUUGAUUGGUGCCGUUGGUUCAGAGAUCCUUCCCAUCUAUGGUUCGUGCGGGGUUCGUCUUCUC
Messenger RNA from Aspergillus campestris IBT 28561, 549 nucleotides. RefSeq lists its product as uncharacterized. The record is from RefSeq and is a predicted model, not a curated record. The coding region runs from base 176 to 463 and encodes 95 amino acids. NCBI's taxonomy places the organism in Eukaryota, Fungi, Ascomycota, Eurotiomycetes, Eurotiales, Aspergillaceae. The transcript has a single exon.